Populus nigra (black poplar) is the source of this 1781-nucleotide messenger RNA. Its product is annotated as IAA-amino acid hydrolase ILR1-like 6. Gene Ontology annotation, cellular component: endoplasmic reticulum. Bases 50 to 1522 code for a protein of 490 amino acids. The transcript has 5 exons. Lineage: Eukaryota; Viridiplantae; Streptophyta; Magnoliopsida; Malpighiales; Salicaceae. Gene Ontology annotation, molecular function: IAA-Ala conjugate hydrolase activity. The record is from RefSeq and is a predicted model, not a curated record. Gene Ontology annotation, biological process: auxin metabolic process; jasmonic acid metabolic process.
UCUAUCUCUGCAAAGACCUCUUUCUCUUCUUUAAGAAAGAUAAAAAAAAAUGAAUUUUCUCAAAAUUCUCUCAGUACUCUUUCUCUCACUUGUAAUCUCUUUUAGCUCUAUCAUCUCAUCACCAUCCUCUUCUUCUUCAGCAACGAGCAGAAGCACAAGCCCGAUCACAUGUAAUAAUAAUAAUUAUAAUUAUGAUGGUGACUAUUCAUAUUCGUGUUUUGACGGUACCUUAAGCAGUGUUAGUUCCUUGAAUUCCAAGCCAAAAAACCAAUCAAAACCCACAGAGGGAAAACCGUCGUCAAGCAGCUGUGAGGUGUGGACCAAGACCUGCUCGGAGGCUGUUUUGGCCCUGGCACGGCAGCCAGAGACGGUUACAUGGUUAAAGAGCGUGAGGAGGAAGAUUCACGAGAAUCCUGAGCUUGCUUUUGAAGAAGUCAAAACCAGCGAACUAGUUAGAGAUGAGUUGGAUAGGAUGGGGAUUGAAUACAGGUAUCCUUUAGCUCAAACGGGUAUUCGGGCUUGGAUCGGCACGGGUGGGCCUCCCUUUGUGGCUGUUCGAGCUGAUAUGGAUGCUCUGCCAAUUCAGGAAGCUGUAGAAUGGGAGCAUAAAAGCAAAGUGGCCGGCAAAAUGCAUGCUUGUGGGCAUGAUGCUCAUGUCGCAAUGCUGAUGGGUGCUGCCAAGAUUCUGAAGAGCCGCGAACAUCUCUUGAAGGGAACUGUAAUACUGCUCUUUCAGCCGGCAGAGGAAGCGGGGAAUGGAGCAAAACGGAUGAUGAGAGAUGGGGCUCUAGAGGAUGUGGAAGCUAUAUUUGCAGUUCAUGUAUCCCAUGAGCAUCCUACUGCCAUCAUUGGUUCAAGGCCUGGUCCUUUGCUUGCUGGAUGCGGCUUCUUCAGAGCAGUAAUUAAUGGCAAAAUGGGCCGUGCUGGCACCCCUCACCACUCUGUUGACCCCAUUCUGGCUGCCUCUGCAGCUGUAAUCAGCUUACAGAGCAUUGUGUCUCGUGAAGCAAAUCCGUUGGACUCUCAGGUAGUGUCUGUUACCACAAUGGAUGGAGGCAAUGAUCUGGACAUGAUUCCAGACACCGUUAUACUCGGUGGCACUUUCAGGGCUUUCUCCAACACAAGCUUUAAUCAACUUCUUCAAAGAAUCGAAGAGGUGAUCGUUGAACAGGCUUCUGUUUUCAGAUGCUCAGCAACAGUAGACUUCUUUGAAAAUCAGUCCACAGUAUAUCCCCCGACCGUGAAUGAUGAUCAUAUGUAUGAGCAUGUGAGGAAGGUGGCAAUUGAUUUGUUGGGUCCAGCGAACUUCAGGGUGGUACCACCAAUGAUGGGUGCCGAGGACUUCUCGUUUUACACUCAAGUGGUCCCUGCAGCUUUCUAUUACAUAGGCGUGAGGAACGAGACAUUGGGGUCAACACACACGGGUCAUUCACCAUAUUUCAUGAUAGAUGAAGAUGUUCUUCCCAUAGGCGCUGCAACUCAUGCAACUAUUGCUGAAAGAUAUCUCAUUGAGCAUGGUUGAAGUGAAGCGAUAAGCCCUAGCUAGCUUAUGCUGCUAGGCAAAGUUAUAUCUCUCAGAGAAAGAAUUGCGCAGAAAUUUGCCACGUGAUUCCUGCUUUCAUAUUUGUACCAUACAUGGGGUUUGGGAGGGGAGCGAUGGAGGGAAUUAACUCCCCUUUGCCAGCGUAAAGGAUAGAGGGAGAAUUCAUACUCAUGGAUGUGGUUGUAAGCAGCAACUAUUGAACACUUUCAAGCUAUAGUAACUCGCUUUUAUUUGUCCA